UGUCUCUGCGUGUCGAGUUUAGUUGCAAAUGCCGUGCGAUUGUAAUGGUGGAUUCAAAAGAUUGGCUUGCCGUGUUUUUUUUUCAGUUCUCGUUAGUUCAGCCUUAAUAAUUCCGUCUGCCAGUGAGCAGGGAUUGUGAAGAUUUUCCAAAAUAAUCCGCCGAUGAAGUAUCGUCAGAGGCAAUCCAACGGAAUAUCAGGACAGGGACAUCCGAAACGUUCGCGAAUUUCGAAAAGCCCGCCCGCGAAUCGUGUUAUGGCCGGUAAUGGAGAAACCCAAUGGUGCUUCUCACAAGUUAAGGGUACUCUGGAUGAUGAUGUUACAGAAGCCGAUAUCAUUUCGUGUGUUGAGUUCAACCAUGAUGGUGAACUUUUGGCCACAGGUGAUAAGGGUGGGCGAGUGGUCAUUUUCCAGAGAGAUCCUAUGAGCAAGGCGGCCUUACCACGUCGGGGCGAAUAUAAUGUUUAUUCAACGUUUCAGAGUCAUGAGCCUGAGUUCGAUUAUCUUAAAAGCCUCGAAAUUGAAGAAAAAAUAAACAAAAUCCGAUGGCUAAAGAGACGUAAUCCCGCCCAUUUCUUAUUGUCUACAAAUGAUAAAACAAUUAAAUUGUGGAAGGUCUCUGAAAGGGAUAAGAAAGUUGAAGGUUACAAUACUAGAGCGGAUAAUGGUUCCUUAGUAGAUCCAUCUUCAGUGAGUAGCCUCAGAAUUCCCAUAAUUAAACCAAUGGAACUGAUGGUAGAAGCUUCGCCACGUCGCAUCUUUGCCAACGCCCACACCUACCACAUCAAUUCAAUUUCAGUUAACUCUGACCAGGAGACCUACCUUUCGGCAGAUGAUCUACGUAUUAAUCUUUGGCAUUUGGAGAUCACUGACCAGAGCUUUAAUAUAGUAGAUAUCAAACCGACCAACAUGGAAGAGCUGACAGAAGUGAUUACAGCUGCCGAAUUCCAUCCUGUGGAGUGCAACUUGUUUGUGUACAGUAGUAGUAAGGGAACUAUUAGGUUAUGUGAUAUGCGUACCUCAGCCCUAUGUGAUCGGCCAGCCAAAUUAUUUGAGGAGCCAGAGGAUCCCACUAAUCGCAGCUUCUUUUCUGAGAUUAUAUCCAGUAUCAGCGACGUUAAGUUGUCCAAUAACGGUCGGUACAUGAUUUCCAGAGACUACUUGUCUGUCAAAGUCUGGGAUUUACAUAUGGAGAGCAAACCGAUUGAGACAUACCCUGUACACGAAUAUUUGAGAGCUAAACUUUGUUCUCUGUAUGAAAAUGACUGCAUUUUUGACAAAUUCGAAUGUUGCUGGAACGGCAACGAUACCGCCAUCAUGACGGGUUCCUACAAUAAUUUCUUCCGGAUAUUCGACCGGACAAUGAAGCGUGAAGUGACCCUUGAAGCUUCCCGCGACAUAGCCAAACCGAAAACUCUGCUGCGGCCCCGCAGAGUGUGUUCGGGUAAACGAAAAAAGGAUGAGAUUAGUGUAGAUUGUUUGGACUUUAACAAAAAAAUCUUACAUACUGCGUGGCACCCAUUAGAAAAUAUCAUAGCGGUAGCCGCUACGAAUAACUUAUUUUUAUUCCAAGACAAGUUUUAGUUUUUGCGAACGGACUGGUAAAUAUCGUUUCAAUUUUAUUUCCCUUGUAUAAAUUAUAUUGUAAAAAAGGUCGAUAGAAAAGCUCGUUCUGAGUGGCGGAUAAAAGGGAUUUUUGAACUUUCCUGGAUAAUUUGGCGCAAUUUGGUGCUGCUGACAUGGGGUUGAGCUGAAUUUAAUAUGGAUUAUUAUAAUUGUAAAUAAUCAAAACUAUCCAAAAUGUUGAACAGGGUGUCCUGUUCAAAAAAAUAGUAAUUAUUAUAGUUAAUAAGUUUUAAAUUGUAUUGAGUGAGUCGUGACUUUAUAGUUAUUUUUUUUUUGACCGCCAUCAUCUGAUACCCCAGGAAAAUCGAUUUGAUAAAAAGGUGUGUAAAUUAAGCACUUUUCAUCCCUAUUACCCCAGAAUUUUAUUCCAACAUCACCCAAUGCUGCAAUUUAGUGCACCAUGCAAAAAUACGACUACUAUUCUUGAACAGGUUUUUAGCAAGCCCAUUACAAAAGAUAGGAUAUACAAAUAUUUUCAGAAUAGGUACCAAAUGAGUAAAUAAAAUUUCUCUUUGUUAUUAGCCAAAGUUACAUUUUUCAAAGAUAGUUGGCCUGGGGUAUUGGAUUGAGUGCCGCAAUCAUUACAUAAUGUUUUUUAAGUAUUAUUGAUAUUUGCAUGUUAUUUUUUUACAAUAAGACCAAAAAAUCACAAAAAAUAAAAGUUACCCAGAAAUCAGGUGUUUAUAUACAACACUAUUGAUAAAGGGCACCAUUCGGCUGGCAAAAUAUUUUUUUCUGGGAUAUCUACUUACUCUCCUGAGAAUAAUAAUACAAAAUUUACAAUUUAAUUGGGGACAGGACACACUGUAGAAAGUAAAUUAUUACAGUUAUUUUAAUAUUAUAAAAAUAUCGUUGAGCCCAACCUAUGUGAAGACUGGACGUUGAGGACCACUUUGAAAAUAUGCAUAACGAAUCUUUGCUGUUGCUGGAAAUAUUUUUCACUUCCUAAUAAUCUUCUCAUUCACUACACAUUGAAUUACGGAAAAUCAGUUAUGAGUCAAUUUUUCAUUUUUGGAAAUAGUUUGUGAAUAACUUUUUUGGAAUCUUAUUGCAUCUUGUGUAACCAGUCCUUUAAUAUUUACAUAGUGAAUCGGAUAUACCAUCUAGCAGAGCAAUAAUCGGAGGUGUCCUGCAGUUGUGAGAAAUUUCUGUGUAUUUCAAUUUUAAUUAAAACCAAACGUUGCAUGACUAAUUCUAUUCCAUGUAAUUUGGAUGGAAUCUACUUGUGGACUGGGGUGUGUAACCAGUGUCAAUCCAUACUUUGUUUGACCUUCCAAUUGCAAAAUUCGUAUUAUGUGUAUCUUUAAGUAUCUCAAUUAGGUAUGAUAGUUUUGCUCAUCUGAACAAACUUAGAAUAGGUUAUUUUAUUGAUCGCUGAGGAUGUGGCAGUGUAUUUAGAAGUGUCUUUAAAAAAUAUGAAAAUCAGCAAAUGAGUUCUGUUUUAUAACAAGAUGAAAAGGCUGAAAGUUGACAGGAUUUAAGUUGACCAAAAGUAAGUUUUCCAAAUGAGAAUAUAAUAUAGACUUAUCAUUUUUAACAUGAAAUUGAACUCAUUUGGUUUUGGAUUCUAUUCCCUAUCAUCGACCAAUUUUCUAUUGAUAAAGUGCCAUACCAAACUUUUUAUAUAUUUAUCUUCAAGCAGUCUUUUAUUUAAUUUUUCUUGUUGUUAAUAUGUGGUGCAGAAGUGAUUAGGUUUUACAGCCUGACAAAGUUGCAAAAAUGUCGAGUUUCAAGGGUCAAUAUUUUCGAAACAGUUGAAUUUAGGUAUAGGACAUUAUACAUGGGAUACAGAGCUGUCACCUACGAUUUUCUGAAAUGCCCUCACUUCCCUUAAUAAUCUACUACAUAUUUCAAAAAAAUUUCAGCUCUAGAAUAAAAAUUUAUAUAGUUUAGCUUCCCACCUUUUUUUUUAAAGAAAAAUAUGCUUCCUCCCGAUAAUUUAUCAGUUUUCCGUUCAGUGAUCAUAUUUGUAAGGGAAACAUAUCAUAAUUAUUCUAGGAUUUUGUACAAAAAAUAAUUGUUACCUAUACAUACAUCUAAAAAUAAUCAUUUCAUGAGUGCAUGAGAAUAAUUAAAAUUUUAUGAAUUAUCUAACUGAAAAAUCAAAAAGGUGUUAAGAAUAAACCACCAACAUCAUCAAGGUCAACUUAAUUUUUAUACUGAUGGUCUUUUUAUCUUUAAAACCGGCUUAACAUAACUUUUUGAAAUUGAAUUAUUGUUUAUGUUAUUGAAAGUAACAAAGAGUGGUCAACGCUAAUUUGAAGAACUCUUUCGUUUAUUAUUUAUUAAAAAGUGCGUUUAAGAAUAAGCCACCAACAUCAUCAGGGUCAACUCAAUUUUUAUAUUGAUGGUCUUUUUAUCUUUAAAACCGGCUUUACAUAACUUUUUGAAAUUGAAUUAUUGUUUAUAUUAUUGAAUAUUAUUGAAAGUAACAAAGAGUGGUCAACGCUUAUUUGAAGAAUUCUUUUGUUUAUUAUUUAUUAAAAAAUGCCUUUAAGAAUAAACCACCAGCAUGAUCAGGGUCAACUUAAUUUUUAUAUUGAUGGUCUUGGUCAACGCUAAUUUGAAGAUUUUUUUCGUUUAUUAUUUAUUAAAAAGUGCGUAUAGCGUAAACUAGAUUAGAAGUUUAAUUUUAUCAAAAUAAGCCUUUAGCAUGCCUUUUAAAGAGGAUACACUGCCACGCAUAAACAAAACAAAAAUUAAAAAGUACUAAGUAAUACUUAACGAUGUAUUAUGUAUUUUUAAGUAAACUUCCAUUUUUGUUUUUGGACAUUAUUAGAAUAUAGGCAUGUUUUUAUUAUUUCAAUUUUUAGCUAUACUGUACAAAUUUUGAUUGAAGGCUGCAACUUUCUCACAUUAAAUCUCAGAAAAAUGUAAUUGUCUUGUACAUACCUGAAUAAUUGUUAUAAAAUUAUUGAUUAAUAAAACGGUAAUGUGAUAAUUCUAAAUAAAUGAAGAGUUUAUACAA
Molecule: messenger RNA, 4594 nt
Organism: Ceutorhynchus assimilis (cabbage seed weevil)
Lineage: Eukaryota; Metazoa; Arthropoda; Insecta; Coleoptera; Curculionidae
Source: the annotation of a GenBank genome assembly